AUGGCAGGGGAAGCGAAAACGUUGGAGGAAGCUGAGAAGUUGAAGCUGAGUAAAGGAGAGGUAGUGGACGACGGACCUGAAGAUGGAGAAAUCAUGGGGAAAUCCGUAGAUACGGCGUCGUAUUUGGGAAAAGAAAUCAAAGCUAAGCACCCAUUAGAACAUUCUUGGACUUUUUGGUUUGAUAAUCCUUUGGCUAAAUCUAGACAAGCUAUUUGGGGCAGCUCCCUUCGCGAUGUUAGCAUUGGGAAGCAGUGGAAGGAGUUUCUAGAUUACAGCGACUGGAUUGGUUUCAUAUUUCAUGACGACGCAAAGAGGCUCGAUAGAGGUGCCAAGAGUCGUUAUAUAGUAGAGUUUUCUUGCUACAAAUGGGGGAAUGCAAGAAACAGAAUCUGUACUG
This is a messenger RNA of Nicotiana attenuata, 397 nucleotides long. RefSeq names its product eukaryotic translation initiation factor 4E-1-like. Lineage: Eukaryota; Viridiplantae; Streptophyta; Magnoliopsida; Solanales; Solanaceae. The record is from RefSeq and is a predicted model, not a curated record. The annotation marks the transcript as partial. The transcript is spliced from 3 exons.